Solenopsis invicta (red fire ant) is the source of this 4567-nucleotide messenger RNA. RefSeq names its product MFS-type transporter SLC18B1. The transcript is spliced from 8 exons. Gene Ontology annotation, biological process: transmembrane transport. Bases 330 to 1820 code for a protein of 496 amino acids. Lineage: Eukaryota; Metazoa; Arthropoda; Insecta; Hymenoptera; Formicidae. Gene Ontology annotation, molecular function: transmembrane transporter activity. The record is from RefSeq and is a predicted model, not a curated record.
CAACGACGCUCGGCCACGCACGUAGUAAACACGUGCGCGCGCGCCACGAAUCAGACGAGACGAGACGCGACAAAACGAGAUAUGGUAUACAAGUAUACAAGUAGUAAGUGAACUAAAUGUGUACUAUUUGCCGUAAGCGUGACAAGCAAAUCUAUCGAUCGACUCAGCCGUGCUUGUUGCUCCUGAUGUAAAUCGGGGAAUCUCUCAUCCCUGAUCUUCAUCGACGAUCAGAGUAGCAGAUCCAGUGCAUCCGGUCUCGCAUUGCGGCGUACACGAAUUUCGGACGGGUGUGAAAGCAUAGAAGUGUGCAGAAUUAGAUCGGCGAAAAUAUGGCUAAAUUCACCAAGCGGCAAUGGCUCACCCUGAUCGUCAUCAGUAUCGCUGAUUUCGCAAAUGCCAUCUGCGUCUCGUUGCAAGCACCGUUCUACCCUCAAGAGGCCGAGAAAAAAGGGGCGUCGCCAUCGGAAUAUGGACUAGUCUUUGGGAUUUUCGAGCUAGUAGUCUUUAUUAUUAGUCCGUUUUACGGACAGCAUCUCAAUCGAAUCGGUCCAAAGUAUCUGUUUAAUGGCGGUAUCCUGACUACAGGAACCUGCGCGAUAUUCUUCGGUUUAUUGGACAAAGUCGAUGGUCAUUAUCCUUUCAUAAUCCUGUCCUUUGUGAUCAGGAUUGUGGAGGCAAUGGGAAAUGCUGCAUUUCUGACAGCCAGCUUUGCUAUUAUCGCCAAAGAGUUUCCCAACAAUGUUGCCACGACAUUCGCCAGUUUGGAAACUUUCUUCGGUUUGGGUCUUAUCGUAGGUCCCACUGUUGGAGGUGCACUUUAUCAGAUAGGUGGAUAUACCACACCAUUCGCGGUCCUUGGCUCAGCGUUGUUCGUGGCAGCUGUCAGCACUGCAUUCAUUCUACCCGUGCACAACGAUAGUGAUAAUGAUGCAAACAACACCGGAGGAGUAAUGAAAGUCUUGAAAAUUCCCGGCGUACUGAUCGCCUCCAUGUCGAUAAUCGCGACGAGCAUGAGCAUCGGAUUUUUGCAAGCAACACUGGAACCGCAUCUAAGGCAAUUCAGCUUAAGCCCAGUUGUGCUGGGACUAAUGUUUGUCAUUAAUGGUGGCACUUACGCGAUAACUGCACCAGCAUGGGGCUGGCUUUGCGACAAUUACUGGCAUCCAAAGGUAGCAACCGUUGCCGGCUGCUUUCUCGUAAUGAUUGGUUUCUCGCUGGUCGGACCAGCACCGUUCAUUCCAACGCCCACCAUAAUCUGGAUGCCUAUCAGCGGCCUUGUGAUCCACGGCUUAGGCAUGGCUGCUCAACUGGUUGCAAGCUUCACAGAUGCCUUGAGGACAUCUGUAUUGUUUGGAUUUCCGAAUAAUCUUGAAACUUACGGUCUCAUCAGCGGAUUGUGGACAAGUACCUUUGCCCUUGGAGCUUUCAUCGGUCCUAGCGUCGCAGGAAUUCUGCUGGACAAUAUCGGUUUCAGGAAUGGCACUAUGUUCAUCAUAUUACUUCAUAUGCUAGUGGGCGUAAUAGCCGCAGUGUUUCUUAGCAGUUGCACUCGCGCGCCAAAGCCAUACACCGAUGUCGGCGCGGUCGAAGAUCUCAGGGCGCCACUGGUGGAAAACGAUCGAUUAAGCAGCAGCAGUCUGCAUCAGAACGGACGAGGCCAGGGUGUGCCGAUCGACAGAACUGGCGGCAUGAAUUCGCUGAUCGUGUGUAACAGUUAUUCGAAUAGAGCCGGUGCGUGGUCCAGGGCGUCGUAUAGCGGCCGCUACUCCCACAGUUACGGCUCCAUAGAGAAUAAACGUUACCUAGAGCUCACCACGUGAUAACGUUCAGCGUCAUGUCCAGGAACGGCAACAAGAGCGCAAUGCAAGAUUCUGUGCUCUAUUCAUCAUCGUUUAUUUUCUAGCUGUCUUUAAGAUUAUUCGUGAUCCACUACUCGAGCGGAAACACAAUAGACUGCUUCUUAUACAAAAAGGAAUAUCGGCCAAAAGUUAAUAAUGUCUCAAGAGAGCAAUUUUAAUAAGCGAAUAAUUAUUCGCUUUACCAGUAAACUAACGACAAUCAAAUUUAGACUUAACCCUCCGUGGUCAAACAGAGAAUUUAAAGACCCAAGCAAAUUUUCAAUUUUUAAUUAUUUUGUCUCAAAUUCGGACACGUACAAAAAAAAAGUAAAAAACGGUUGAGUCAAACAAUUGUGAAAUUAUAUUCUGGAAUGUUGCAAAAGUAUUGGGAUUUUAACUGGCCGGCUCAACAAGAAUAUUUCACGUCUACGAUAAUACUACAUACUCAUGUUUAAGAGUGUAGUAUGAACAUAGACGUGGAAUAUCCUUAUUGAGGCGACCAUAAUAGUUAAAAUCCCAAUUGCAAGAGUGUAUCAGAAUAUUUUCAGAUCUUUUAGAGCCCAAAAACACGUUUAAAAACGCUAUCAGGCACUGACCCGGUUAAACUAGGAAAAAAGCGAAAAAAAAAACGUUGAACCACGGAGGGUUAACUUAAAAUUAAUAUGUCCGUCAUAAAAUAUAUAUGGUAAUUGUAAUACUUUCAUAUAGCUUGUUAAACUGAUAAUAAUAUCGCGAUGAAAGAUAUAAAGUGACGUUAACAAUAAAAAAAUAAAUUUUAAGCACAUCUAUUUGCACGUCGUAAUUAGAAUUAAUGUUAUCUACGUCACUAGAGAUAACGCAUUUUAUGUAACAUAUACAGAAUGUUCCAAAAUACGCGAAUCAAAAUAUUAAAGCAAGAAAGUUCUUGAAACAUUAAGUAAAAAAAUAAUUAUUUGUAGAUUUUUAUAUAUAAGAAGUGGUACUUGCUUUGGCAGUACAUAUACUAAAAUAUACAAAAAGUAGUUUUUGAGAUAUAAAGGCAAGUUGAUCAAUCAGAAAUUACGUUUAGAUGUUUAUUAAUAUUGCUAGUGCUGCCACAGCGUUAGUAUUGGUAAUUCACGAACAUGCGACUGUCUAAACGUAAUUUGUGAUUAGCCAGCUUUAAAUCUUUAUACCUCAGAAACUGCUUCUGAAAGUAAAUAACUACAAGUAGCUUUUUACUUAAUUUUUCGAGAAAUUUCUUGCUAUAUUUUGAUUCGUGAAUUUCGGAACACCCAGUAUAUAAAAAUUGUCUGAUGCAAUUUAAUGGAUUACAACUGUGCUAAGUUAUAUUGAGUUAUUAUCAUAAUGAGGUAGGAUUAACAAUAAUAAUUAUUGUAAUGAUAAUUAUAAAAAAAUCGCGAAAAGCAAUGGCUUAACCUAUUAGCUCUUAAAUACGUAAGCUUCUUUCUCCCGCUGUUUCCGCGCUAUCUUAACUUUUUAAUCUUAAAGUAAGUUUUACAAUACGAAAAGAUUAUAAAAAUAUUUUUUACUUAUACAGUACUAAUUAGAUCGACAGACGUAUGUAACUUGUAAUUAAACCUAAGUGCAAUUCGUAUGAUACGUAAAUCGAUUUUUCUGUACACACUUGAUAUCUUCCUACAUCUAAGAUUUUGAAGGUUGCAUAUCUGCAUUAGAAGUUGAAACGACUCGAAAUCUCGAAAGAUUGCAGGGAGUCAAAUGAGACGUACGCUGAUGCAUCGCUUCAAGCAGUAUUCGCAGAGCGCAUUAUUACCGAUCGCUUUAUCACGGUUUAUUUAACGGACUCACGCUACCGUACCCUUUCUGUUAAGCUCGAUUCGUCUUCGAGAUACUUCCGUUACUAUUACUAUUGGAAUGAUAACGUCUACACACACACACUCGAGCAGAAGUCGGGUCCCAUUAUUCACAAAGUCUGCACAUUGCAAGUAGCACCUGCAAGCACUAUCAAGUCUUUUUUUUGCGAUACACUUGUUAAAUUUUAAAUUCCUCGUUCGCAACAUACAACAUUAACGACAUAGCUUAUAAUGAAUGGCGUUAAAUUCUUAAAAGAGGAAUAUCUUUAUGGCAUCACACAUCACGACCGGUCUACGUAAUAAAGCUAAUAAAGAUUCUUCGUUUUAUAUGAUAUUAAUUUUAACAGCGCAGAGUGUGACGUAACUAUCCCGCUAUAAAAUUAACUGUUGCAAUGUAAGCUGACAUCGAACACUUUGCUAUAAUACUUAAAGGCAGCAUCAAGCAAGUCGGGAAACGUGGCUGUUAUUCGAUUGAUGGAGCUCGAAUCUGGAAUUAUGCGAUUAUGCCGUUGCACAAACCUGUACUUGCAACGGCAUAAUUCUAGGUUCGUGCGGCAACGGAAAAGGCAACGGACGUCGUGGGUGUUAAUGGUGUCGUCGAUAUCACGUGCAAAUGACUUUCGUAACAAGCUCGCUGAGUAAUAAUUAGCAAUCACUAUACUGCAACUGUUCACACGAAAGAGAAUCAAGGAAACUAAAUAAUGAAAUUGUACAUACACCGUUUUAAUUGUCACUGCUAUUCUUUCACUGCUAAAUAAUUGUCACUCGCGCGUCAUGUUUGUAUGUCCUGCGUGUGCGUGUGUAUGCGAGGUAUUUUUUAUUAUAUAAUUCAUAGUAAUAUAACGUUGUACAUGAAAAUAAAGUAAUAGAGGAUAAAAUACGUAUACAUCAGCAAUUGUAACAUUACGAGUCUGUAAUAAAAAUGUUUUUAUUUAA